Poeciliopsis prolifica (blackstripe livebearer) is the source of this 2352-nucleotide messenger RNA. It is a transcript of the gene hrob, whose product is annotated as homologous recombination factor with OB-fold. Gene Ontology annotation, biological process: recombinational repair. Bases 209 to 2092 code for a protein of 627 amino acids. NCBI's taxonomy places the organism in Eukaryota, Metazoa, Chordata, Actinopteri, Cyprinodontiformes, Poeciliidae. The record is from RefSeq and is a predicted model, not a curated record. The transcript is spliced from 10 exons.
GAACGUAAUGGCGGGGUACCAAGAAGUAGCAAGCUGAAGAAAAGUUGCCUUCUGGUCAAUACUGCUUAGUAAUUUUAAAAAAGAAGAAGUUUUGGGGACAAAAACGACUCUCAUUAUCUGUCAUUUAUUGAAUGGCAUUCGAUUUCAGUUUGGUGUAUUUAUCUGAACUCAACAGACUCGGCUUUCAUCGUGAUAUUCCUUGACUGCUAUGACCUGCAAACUGAGCGGCCUCUUCAGCCUGGACGAGGACUUUGAUGAUGAGGACGUGCUGGGCAGAGACUGGAGCCCUUGUUCGGUAGCAGGGCCAUCCAAAGCGGCAGCUGCGGUGCCAUCCUGCAGCCUGCGGGCUUCUUCUGUCUCUCACAGAGACCAGGAGAAAACAUGCCAUCAGCCAACGGGAGAGAAACUGGCUGAACUGUGCAAUGGCGCCGUGCACAGUGGUGCUGCACAAACUGUUGCUCAGGGGUUGAGGCAGAUCUCCUCUUCCUCCGCUUCCUCUAACACAGCCUGCACAGCUCAGGAUGAUUUUGAUGACUGGGACAUUGACCUGGCAGACCUGGAUGAAUGUGACAGUCAAACAAGGCAGCUUUCGACACCUGCCGCAGCUGAGCCUCCAUCUUCAGUGAAAACACUGAGGCCUUCUACAUAUGUCACAAUCCAAACGCCUCCUACUCGGAACCUGCGGGACACUUCUAGCUACUGUAGCUCUAUUGCAGCUCCACAGAAUCUUUCUUCUGCACAUCUGCAGCCUCCGAGUACCAGUUGUGCUUCAUUCCCUGCAGCUCCUCCACAGCCUCAAAGCAGCUUUUUCAGGAUUCCUGCUGUUUCCCCGGCACCCAGCAGCUUUUCCAGGAUUCCUGCCGUUUCCCCGGCACCCAGCAGCUUUUCCAGGAUUCCUGCCGUUUCCCCGGCACCCAGCAGCUUUUCCAGGAUUCCUGCCGUUUCCCCGGCACCCAGCAGCUUUUCCAGGAUUCCUGCCGUUUCCCCGGCACCCAGCAGCUUUUCCAGGACUCCCAGCCAUCCUCAGCAGCUACAGAAGCCGUGGAUGACUCCACAAGCCACCUCUCAAGCUCGAAGUCUCUUUAAUAUGGUCUCCCCGGGGCCUCCCGCCUCUGUCAACUCCUCUGCCUUGAGCCCACAUCCUCUGCACACACCGGUCCUCACCAACCGCCUGGUCCAGCUGGUGUCUGCGUCCAGCAAACUUCCCAGGAAGAGGCAGCGCUCCGAGGCACACCAACCCCAAACAAGACGCUUCCCUGGUCCUGCAGGCCUGCUGCCGCAGCAGCCUCAGGGUCAGAAUCUGGACGAGAUCGUGGUUUCCGUUCCUAGCACUCCUUCUCAUGGGGCUGUGGCUCGACUGCAGAGUCAGUGUUCCAGCUCACAGUCUGAGGAAGAGGAGUUCAGUGGCUGCGCCUGGGCGGCGAUGAAGGCUGAGAUGGGACUGGAUGAGAGAAAUCCGUCGUGCUUCCUGCAUACCUACAGUGUCGUCAUGGUGCUCCGAAAGGCUGCUCUAAAACAGCUCCCCAGAAACAAAGUGCCCAACAUGGCUGUUCUGCUGAAGAGCAUCAUCCACACGAACGCCGACGCUAAGGCUGUUUUUAAAGACCCAACAGGGGAGAUUCAGGGAACGGUGCAUCGGCGUCUCUUAGAAGAAAGAUGUGAGGAGUUAAAAGCCGGAGCUGUGCUGCUCCUCAAGCAGGUGGGUGUUUUUUCUCCAUCCCAUCGCAACCACUACCUGAAUGUGACACCCAAUAACCUGCUGCGGAUCUACUCUCCUGCUGGGGUCAGUCUGUCCACUCAGCUCCCCCCGUUUGUCUUGGAGCCAACGGUGUCGUCACCGACCUCGGCUCCAGCCGUCCCUCGGGAGCCGGUGUCUCUGAUGCAGCUGGAGUUUGACGAAGAGGAUGACGAAGGGAAAAAGGACAAAGGAUGCACAGAGGGAGGCGAGGCACUUCAUGUGCAAAGGAUUUGUCAGGGGAACAAAUCGGUUAACGGCAGCAGGAAUCCAGCACAGCAGGAACAAGACUGGGACGCAGAUGACGACCUGGACAAACUGCUGGGAGAGAUACAGGAGGACGCCUACAGCUUUUGACAUCAACUUUCCUGUUUUUCUGACGUCGCAAUCCUUAAAAUCAAUUUUCAAUGAACUUGUAACUAAAUAUGUAUAUUUUAUGUUUAUUUUGUUUUGCAGCCAAUAAUGCCUGUAUUUAUUUUAGUUAACAUUCCAGGAUGGAUUUAUGUAUUGCUGGUUUUUGACGUCACCUCAAGAAAUUUCACUACAUCAUCUUUCUUAUACGACAGACAGAAAAUUGUUCUGGUAAUUAUGCAACAUUAAAGCCGUUUUGUUGCUGG